This is a messenger RNA of Cricetulus griseus (Chinese hamster), 1395 nucleotides long. The record is from RefSeq and is a predicted model, not a curated record. NCBI's taxonomy places the organism in Eukaryota, Metazoa, Chordata, Mammalia, Rodentia, Cricetidae.
AUGAGCCUACCCUCACUCCAGGAACUGGCUGGGCAGAGCCUGUUGAGAAACGAGAAGUUGGCAAUCUCGGCUUUGGAGACGUUACCUAACCUACUCUUGCCACAACUAUUUAAGCAAGCCUAUGAAGGUGGCCAUAGGAAUGUCCUGAAGAAAAUAGUGUCUUCCUGGCCCUUCCCUCGACUCCCUUUGGGAGCUGUGAAGAAGAGAAAUGCCUCGGAGUCCCUAGAAAACGCUGUCCUGGAGGAGGUGGAUAAGCUGCUUAUCCAAAGCCCCCGGGAAUACAAAUUGGAAGUGUUGGAUUUACGGUCUGUGGGCCAGGAGCCUAUGGAUGUACUGUCUGGGCCCGUAGAUAGCUGGUUACCACAGACCUCAUGUGAGGGAGAGAAGAAGCCCUUGAAGGUGGCAGUGAAUUUGUAUCUCAGGAAUGGUAACUUUAACAAGCUGUCCUGCCUCUCUCAGUGGGCUGAGAAGAGGAAAGGGUUGUUACAGCUGUACUGCCAUGAGUUUCAUAUUUGGUUACCAUUCCUCUCGGGCUGCAAGUGUUACUUGGAAUAUGUGAACCUGCAGUAUAUAGUAGUACUGGGCCUGCAUUCCCUCCACAAUCCAGCUGAAUUUCUUGAUCUGAUUUCUUACCUGGGCCACCUGAUGAAUCUGCGCAAGCUGUCUAUCUCCAACAUCCAGGAAGAGAGGGUUAUCUCUCUAGAGGAGAGAAGGCAUAUCGUCUCUGGGUUGGCUUCGAAGCUCCUCAACCUGGAGUGCCUCCAGGAGCUGCAUCUGGAGAAUGCCUCCUUCUUUAAGGGUCACCUGCACAAGCUGCUCAGGUCCCUGAAGACCCCCUUGGAUGACCUGGCAGUGACUCACUGUACAAUCUCAGUACCAGAGUGGAAUCAGUUUUCUAAGUUGAUAUGUGUCAGCCAGUUGCAACACCUGAGUUUGGAAAAUGUCAGAUUGGCCAGUUUAAGUCCCGAACCCCUCCGAAUUCUGCUAGUAAAAGCUGCACACACCCUGGUAGACCUGAACUUGGAGGACUGUCACAUUAAGGAUAGUUAUCUUUAUGCCAUCUUACCUGCGCUGAGCCGUUGCCUCCAGCUCAGGACCUUCAGUUUCUAUGGGAACCCACUCUCCAUGGGUGCUCUGAAGAGACUGCUACGCAGCACUGCCAACUUGGAAAACCUAUACAGGGAGCUGUAUCCUGUUCCCCGGGAUUGCUAUGUAGACAAUGGCACUCUCCAUAUGGAACUCACACGCAACCAUUGCAAUGAGCUUAUUGGCAUACUGAAAACCUUUUGGCGGUCAGAGAGGAUCUAUUUUGGUACUGACCGCUGCCAUCGAUGCAACAAUCGAUAUAUCUACAACAAAACGUCAAUGUGUAGGUGUCGGAGGUUCAUUGGCUAG